AUGAACAACACUAACCUCCUGUUUGAUGACAUGGAAGAGUGGAUCAUCGGGCGUGGAUGGAUGCAUUCUGUAAUCGUGCGCGUCACGUUUCCGUCCACCAAUAAAGUCAACGAGUCAGGUUGCCAGUCGAUCUAUCGGAUAGAGCGGCAUUUCGAAAAGGAGUACACACGGACGAAACUAGGUACACCCAAGGAGUGUGCGACUGAAAUUCGAACCAAAAGUCAUAACAUUUCAAAUGUGUACAAACACAAGCGUCUCAACAAGCAUCGCAUUGCCUCACACGUCCUCGCCUUCUUCACUACAUCCGACAGCGGCAUUGUCAAUGAAAACCUUAUUGAACAUUUCUCCAAUGAGGUCCAGGAACACGGUCUCAUGCCUGGUCUUACGUUCUCCAACGAGCUUAUCAGCUGUGACUACCUCAAGUAUCACCUGCACCCUGAAGUGACUGUCUUGCAGCAUGCAGAUUUUGCCAUAUGGCGCUGCAAUUUGAGUGUGACAAACUUCGAUCUUACGCAACCGAAACACUCAACUCAGUACACACACAGCCAGCAGUGA
Messenger RNA from Suillus clintonianus, 555 nucleotides. RefSeq lists its product as uncharacterized. The transcript has 8 exons. NCBI's taxonomy places the organism in Eukaryota, Fungi, Basidiomycota, Agaricomycetes, Boletales, Suillaceae. The record is from RefSeq and is a predicted model, not a curated record. Bases 1 to 555 code for a protein of 184 amino acids.